AUGUCGGAUUCUUCUUCGGCGCCAAAUGAGCAGAAGGUUAUGCUGGAAUUCCAUCGGACGGUCUUGUCAUUAUGGAGCGACUUGAUAUUAAGGUAUUAUAUGGGAGCCGAAAUGAAGAAAGGACUCAUAUUCCAGGCAGACGGAUCCGCGUCUUGCCUAACCAUGAGGGCUCUGGAUGGGAUGGGAUGUGACCUACUCAAUAUCUCAUGUGAGAAUCCCGCAGGAACCAGUCAAGACCCGGUUUGCGAGCUCAAUUUCGAAUCGGCAUGCCACUGUCCUACAAUGAUGAAACCUUUCCUCACCAAAUAUCUCAGAGUGCCCCCCAUAUAUAGUUGCAGUACCAGACUAGUUACUCCCAGACUGUUAAUCAAGACCAUUCUCGACAGCGGGUACGACCUACAAGAUGACUUCCAAACAUUUAUGCAAGAUUUCAAUCUCAAUGAACUUGAAGUCGUCAAUCCACUACUCAUACGACCUGAAAACUAUGUCGCUCCAAGAUACCAUAUAUCACUACUGGAUCUGUUGGGACUAACCAACACCAAUCCGGCGGUUCUAGCGGUUCAAAUACCAGUUGGUCAAUGCACUCUCAAUACAUAUUUCUUCACGGGAGAUACGUUUACCGCUGCCGAAGCUGAGCCGGUGAACAUCGAGGUGAAGAAGCUCAAGGGGGCGGUUUUGGUCCAUGAGCAUUAUACUGUGAUUCCCUCGACUCACUUGUUUCUUCUACGCCACCACGAGUUUGUGACGGAUCGAGCGAGGUUGCACAAAAUCCUUUUGUCGAAUGAGAAGUUUAGUCCCGUGUUGAACGGCGGGGACCGGUUGGUUAGUGGAGAGCGUCAAGUGGCUGGCGUAGAGCGUCAAGUGGUUGGCGUAGAGCGUCAAGUGGUUGGCGUAGAGCGGCAAGUGGUUGGCGUAGAGCGGCAAGUGGUCGGUGGAGAGCGGCAAGUGGUUGGUGGAGAGCGGCAAGUGGUUGGUGGAGAGCGACAGACGAGUGGUAGCAGUCGUCAAGUGAGCAGCAGCCGGCGAGUAAGCGGAGGAAGUCGGCAAGUGAGUGGUGGAAGUCGGCAAGUGAGUGGUGGAAGCCGACAGGUGAGUGGAGAUCGGCAAAUAAGUGGGAAUAUAUACGAUCCGGAUGCCACGUUGCUCAUCCAGUUUGAGGACGACUUGGCUAGUUUAUCUAGCAGCGCCACGGAGUCUACGUCCGUAUACGACCAGAGAGUGUUAUGGGCCGUUACCACGGAUCGGCAGGCGGAGGGCGUGGGUGGCUACGAGUCCGUCAGUAGAAGGCACUGGGAGGACAGUGGAACAACGGAGCAGAUUAAGCUCAGUAUGAUGCGGCCCAUUCCUUUGGGGUAUCUCGCUCCGCUCUCCCCCGCGUCUGUCCGAGUCUCGGUCGCAGUUGCGGUGCAAAUUGCGCGGGCUUUGGACAAGUAUUUGAGAUACGGCGGAUUCUGGAAAGGCACUUACUCAGCAGUUCAGGUUAAGUGGCCCAACGACCUGGUUUGCUGUAACUCCACCCAUGUGCCACCUGGUCGGGUUUCCCGUCCGCGAGGUCUGCUCUCCUCCACUUCCUCCCUACCUGCCGCUAAUGCGCCAGGACCAGGACCGGGUGCUUCCGGUUCUGGUUCGAGUCCCGCAACCAGUUCUGGUUCGAGUCCCGCAACCAGUUCUGGUUCUGGUUGCCAGGGCCGACUAAUUGAGACCUAUAAGAAACUCGGUGGCGUCAUUGCCGACCCCGUGCCUUACGGCACCUCCUCGCUCGUCAUUGACCCCUCGAAUGAGCUCCACACGGUCUCCCUCAUGGACAAAACCAUGGACACACGCGCCCAGGCCUACGAAUGCUACAUGUGCAUCUCAACCGGACUCAAUGUCAACUCUGUCCCGGAAGGGCUACGGUCCAUCGCCUGCUGCUUGAAGGAUUUAACUUCCGUCCCUCUAGACCUGCAGGAGAUACAAAACGCCGUCGUGGCUGCUCUAGUCGAACCCAUGAACCUCGCCGACCUCCAAUCUUGGGCUGAGACACAAAAGGCGUGGGCUUUCAAAAAUCGAAGAAUUACUUGUUACGACGAAAAACACUCCAUUAUUGACCAAGGCCUACUACUCAAUAUCGAUCUCUGUGCAGGCCAACUAGUACUAGAUCAUGGCGUGGUUCAACCUAGAUCCGUCGCCAUUAUAGACUGA
This is a messenger RNA of Gregarina niphandrodes, 2181 nucleotides long. RefSeq lists its product as hypothetical. The record is from RefSeq and is a predicted model, not a curated record. The transcript has 2 exons. Lineage: Eukaryota; Apicomplexa; Conoidasida; Eugregarinorida; Gregarinidae. The coding region runs from base 1 to 2181 and encodes 726 amino acids.